ACAGCAGACGACAACAGCAGGACGGCACAAAAUCAUCAUGACCAACACGAAACACAAGAUGGCUUCCGGCUGUUAUUGCUGUUAGCAACGCUGAACGACCGAGGAAGAAAGGAACAAACAGUGGCUGCUGAGUGGGAAAGAAGCAGGAGGGAACCGAAUACAACGGAACUCACAACAACGAAACGCUACACAGACAGAUACACAGAAUUCGAUGCAUACAUAAACAUCAUAAUAAGUAGUAUAAACAUAUUAGAGACGUAAAAAAGUAGUUGCUACUAUGUGUGAAAAGCAACGUUAGAUCUGUGAAGAAGACAAGCAAAGAUUGAAGUUAUCGGGUUGUUGAUGUUGCACUUUCUGAUUUACUCCAGUCGUUUAUUUAGUUAUUAAUGUGUCGGUAAAACCGAGUGUGAGUAGAACUUAUGCAUCGAUAUUGUGUACGAGUAUGCUAUGUAAUAUAGCGCGCUCAGGAUCGUGGAACAAUGGGAUUCUCUGAUGUUGCUGGAACACCCAGUUUUACGUGGAGUUCUUUGCAAAGUUAGUUGUCGUUGUCGUCGUCGUCGAUAGAAGUCGACACUGCCAAUCGCGAAUUUGUGUUCUGAAACCACCUCCGUCUCGUCCUGCGCUAGGACAGUUCGAAGACUUCUCAUACCACUUUGAAACGUGAGGUUAGCAAGCAAGCUAGCUGGUUAUUGGCUGUCAUUCUUUUAGGAAAAAAGCGAUUUCAAGCCCUCUGUGACUGAAUGUAUUGCAACAAAUGAAAUAUGGAACCGGAUGGUAGUUUGCUCGGCGAGAUAACCCGAAGAGAUGAAAAAAGUGAUCAUGAAAUUCUCUUGCCAACAACAGCGUCGACAACAACAAAGCCUGAACAGGGACAGCAUUAUUGCUGUCACACCUCGCAGGUUCGUAGCGAAGACCAUGGGUCUGAUGAGGAACUUGAUCAAGAAAUACCAGGACCUUCUUCAUCGAGGGCUCUUCAACCGCAACAGCAGCAAUCGUCGCUGUUCUCCGCAAAGAGCUUCCAGGAGGCGCAUCGUCAGUUAGGUCUAAUGACGCCCUCUCCGCCAGGAACGCCUCCAACACCAGGCAGCGUUAGCGGGGGUCUUCUACGUUCCUCUUCGGAAGACGCUCUCAGCUCAUCUUCAUUGUCAUCGCAGGAAAAUUUUCUCGAUUCGACUGGUAACCCCGGAUCAGCCCCUGGAGGAGCGCAUUGGAGUAACAAUAACGGAACCGGCCGCCAAGGCGAUUGUGGGUCACCGUUUUAUUAUCAUGCAUUGAGGUUUCUGCUGGUCGGCGACUCGGACGUAGGGAAAAAUGAGAUCCUGGAAAAAUUUGAAGCUCACCGGCUGCCUCUUGUAAAUCAAAAGGAAGUUGAAUUCAAGACCACCAUGAUCCUGCUUGAUGGAAAAAGGAUCAAAUUGCAGCUUUGGGAUACAUCUGGCCAGGGCCGUUUCUCCACCAUUAUUCAGAGUUAUUCACGAGGAGCCGACGGCAUUAUUCUUGUGUUUGACAUUACGAACCGUUGGUCAUUUGAAUCGCUCGAUAAGUGGCUGAAAGAGGUUGACGAGUAUGCCUCGGGUGUUCCCAGGGUCCUCGUCGGAAACAGAUUACACUUCGAGUUUCGUCGAGAGGUAAAUUCGAGAACGGCUUUGCAGUACGCAGCAAAACACGGCAUGUCAUAUUUGGAAGUGAGCCCCCUUGCUGACUACAACAUCACAGAAACAUUCGUCGAUCUCAGCCGGCAGGUUCUCAAUCGAAUCCGACUUCAUUCGUGGCAUGAAAAUCGAGUAUUAAGUCUACAGGAGUUAUGUUGUCGGACGAUAGUUCAACGUACAACGUCAUAUUCGAUCGAACGAUUGCCGCUGCCAGCAAGCGUAAAGUCCAACCUCAAAUCAUACUCGCUAAAUCCCUACUCGGCAGCCUCGCUUGUCGCGUGCUGUGCCCACAAACAACACAAUGCUAAAGGUGGCUGUCUCAAUCACCAUGGGCACCAACGCAAAAGUCGCCACCACGCGAGCACCAAUGGCAGGAGUCGAACGGGUCGACGAUCUAGUAGAUCCAGUAGAUCAAGCAGUCCCCAUAAUCUGCUUGAAGGUAUACCUAUAUCUGAUAUUCGGCAUCAUCACAACCUUCACGAGAGCAAUAAGAAGUGCACGAUCAGUUAGUUGCAUAUACUAGGCUGCUAUUACGGACUACGAGAAGAACGGCCUUAGUCACUUUUUCAAGUAUACAUCACCGCAACAAACUUGCCACCGGCCUUUCUCAGAAGGUAUCUUUUGCCCCUGAGCGUGAGAAAAAUGCCACCUACCUGUCCAUUGGUAUCCGAUAAUACAACGAAACGGGAGGGGUGCCUUAUUGAUAGAAUGGUAGAUACAACCUGAUGGCGAUGGCUUACUCUAAUAAUUAUACAUAGUGCUUUAGGUAGAUACUGUUGCUGUGAUAUCUGGGGUACACUUGGUGACCCUAAUUCUCUUUAUAUCUAGCUGCACAUACUAUAUACCCUGAGCGUACGAACGCCGAAUGGCUGUGGGGCAAUGCCCUGUACAUGGACAGGCCUAUCUUAUAGUGUCCGAGGGAACAAGGAUGUAUCUCAGCUGAUGCGAGGAUGCCUAGAACGAUGAAGUAACGUGAAAGCGGUGAGGGAAGACAAGUAGUGGUGUGUCCAUGAAGAUGUAUGAGUAGACGAACGUCCACCAGAAAUACGGACAUCGAGUGACAUUGCCAGCACUUCAACUGAAAUUCGUAGAUUGAAAUGGGGUACUGGCCCUGAAGAAGGCCAGCGAGAAAGCUAUAUGCCAAUUGAACAGAUUGAAUGCAAAGUAGCUUGAUGGCAAGUUCAUCUUUAUAGAUAGACUGGCCGUAUGGAGGCUGGACAGGAUGGCUAAAAGUGGUUCUUUAUAGGACGAGCCGGGAUCGGCUUUUGACGGAGUUGGUGUCGAUGUUUGGCUUCCUAAACAUGCGUGCGUACGUGUCUAUGCGGAAAAUAAAAAUAUGUAGAGUUAUUAACAGCUACUACCAAAUCAGUGGGAUCGAGAAGUUUUGGACGAGCUUCUGAAGUCAGAUAGCGCACGGGUAAAGAAAAAGAAUCAAACUCUGAAUUCAAGCUUACAUACGAUACGGGUUAUUGAAAGGUUUGCCGCCAUGUUUGUAUUAAGCUUUUGAUAUGUGCUUAGUUUGCAUGAGCCGAUUUUGUUGCUACUUAUUUUGAAUACUAGAAUUAUUAUUAGCAGUCUUUAUUUUUUGUUUAUCCCUCAAGUGCGAAAGUACCUUUGGUGUGCUCAACAACAUAUGCUGCCAUUGAAUUUUUUUUCGGAAAUCUGUUUUCAAAAAAUCGAAUGACAAUAUGAAGCUAUCCAGAUUUACCAAAAUUUGCACGGACUUACCUACAAAGAGUUGGAGAUUGUUUAGCUCAAGUAAGCACGAGUUUGGCCUCGAGACAGAUAUCCUUCAUUUAACUACUAUCAUUCAUGUCUACUCAUGUACUCUAUGCCCUCAAAGCAUGAUCCCCUUUAAAGGUGAAUUUUAGCGUCUCUAUACAC
Varroa destructor (honeybee mite) is the source of this 3536-nucleotide messenger RNA. RefSeq lists its product as uncharacterized. The record is from RefSeq and is a predicted model, not a curated record. Gene Ontology annotation, molecular function: GTPase activity; GTP binding. Lineage: Eukaryota; Metazoa; Arthropoda; Arachnida; Mesostigmata; Varroidae. Gene Ontology annotation, biological process: intracellular signal transduction.